GGGAGGCGGGCGGGCUAGACUGACACACGAGAGGGCUGGCUUUUUGGACGGCUCUUAGCAACGGCCCUGGUUUGACCCUCCUCAGCUAUGAGAAAAUAGAAUCAGUGUAUCAUUCUUCCAGGCGCGAUGCAGCAUCCGCAGCUCUACGUCAAGGGGGCCUUCCUCCCGGCCUGUUAAUUACCUGCUCUUUCCCAUCUCAGGGUUCCUGCCUUUGCAAAGUGCUCCUGGGAGGAGGGAAGAAACGACCACCACCCAGCCCCCUUGCUGCCUGGGGGCUUCAGGCUUGAUUAGAUGGCUAACAGGGGCCCGAGCUACGGCUUAAGCCGAGAGGUGCAGGAGAAGAUCGAGCAGAAGUACGACGCGGACCUGGAGAACAAGCUGGUGGACUGGAUCAUCCUGCAGUGCGCCGAGGACAUUGAGCACCCGCCCCCUGGCAGGGCCCAUUUUCAGAAAUGGCUAAUGGACGGGACGGUCUUGUGCAAGCUGAUAAACAGUUUAUACCCACCAGGACAAGAGCCCAUUCCCAAGAUCUCAGAGUCAAAGAUGGCUUUUAAGCAGAUGGAGCAAAUCUCCCAGUUCCUAAAAGCUGCAGAGAUCUAUGGCGUCAGGACCACUGACAUUUUUCAGACCGUGGACCUUUGGGAAGGGAAGGACAUGGCGGCCGUGCAGAGGACCCUGAUGGCUCUAGGCAGCGUUGCGGUCACCAGGGAUGAUGGCUGCUACCGGGGAGAGCCGUCCUGGUUUCACAGGAAAGCCCAGCAGAAUCGGAGAGGAUUUUCAGAGGAGCAGCUUCGCCAGGGACAGAACGUAAUAGGCCUGCAGAUGGGCAGCAACAAGGGGGCCUCCCAGGCAGGCAUGACCGGAUACGGGAUGCCCAGGCAAAUCAUGUAAGACGCUGCCUCCCGCGACCCAGUAGAGAGGACGAACGUGCCACACCAUGGUCUCUAUGAUAACGAAAUAGUUAGUCACCUUCUGACCUUCUCUUCUCAAAGCCUCCUGUCCCUGGUUUUUGCAAGUGCUGCACUUCUGCCGCGAAUCCACGUUGCCUACGGCUGCCACCUUCUGUUCAUUUGGAACUAUGCAAAGACUCCGCUUCCUUCCUCUACCUGAGCUCCUUCUUUGCCCUAAAAGCCUUCAUUUACCUGAUUAUUUAUUUAUUUAUUUAUUUGCCAAAAAUUUCCCUCCUCAACGUAUAGAACGUACCUAAUAAACAAAUUAGUCUUGUGUC
Molecule: messenger RNA, 1228 nt
Organism: Mesoplodon densirostris (Blainville's beaked whale)
Lineage: Eukaryota; Metazoa; Chordata; Mammalia; Artiodactyla; Ziphiidae
Gene: TAGLN3
Product: transgelin 3
Exons: 5
Coding region: 292-891 (199 amino acids)
Molecular function (GO): protein binding
Source: RefSeq, a predicted model, not a curated record